Molecule: messenger RNA, 861 nt
Organism: Nomia melanderi (Alkali bee)
Lineage: Eukaryota; Metazoa; Arthropoda; Insecta; Hymenoptera; Halictidae
Gene: ND-SGDH
Product: NADH dehydrogenase (ubiquinone) SGDH subunit
Cellular component (GO): respiratory chain complex I
Source: RefSeq, a predicted model, not a curated record
AUCGAGAAACGUUCGCUGCACUUUUGUUUAAUAUCGUUUUGCUGUUCGAAUUAUUUCGAACUAUAAUUGAUGGGUCGCGGGUUGUCUUACUCGGUCUAUAAUUCAAGUUUUAGCGGCUAGAAUAAACUACUAGAUCGGUAAGUCGCGUCGGUAACUUGUACGCAGCGCUGACGACAUGCACUCAGCGUUUCGUGGCAUUUCGUGAAACUGAUGUUUAAAAUGGCGACGUGGAGUAAGGUUUUACUCUCAGCGGGGCAAAAUUUCAUCAAAAACAAUGGAUUACUGAGAAAAACAGUGCCAAAUUAUGGUGUUAUCAACCGCAUGGCUCAUGACCGUAAGAUGGUCAUAGAACCAACUCGUUGGCAGUGGCAUAAAACAAAAGAUUGGUUUCACUUCUACUUCUUUGUUGCGGCUAUACCACUGACUUUAAUAAUAUCUUAUUGCAAUAUCUUCAUAGGACCAGCUACAUUAGAGCCAAUUCCAGAAGGCUAUAUUCCCAAGCAUUGGGAGUAUUUUAAAUCACCUAUCACGAGAUGGCUUGCAAGAUACGUUUAUCCGCAACCUCAGAUGUUAUAUGAGCAGAGUAUAGACGUAUUAGUAAGGCAAGAAGAAAGGAGAGCCCUAAAAGUGUUGCAAGCCAGAAUUGAAGACUAUAUCAAGGAAUAUCAGAAUUACCCGUUGUUCUCUUAUACCAAAUCAAUGUAUGCUCGCGACAUUGUUGAAUACAGAAAAUUAAGAGAAAAUGUUUGAAAUAUCUUUUGUCUAUAUUGUAGAAUGAUUGGUAUGUUGUGUCAAUGAAUUAAUGGACUAUUCUAACAACAUUACAGAGAAAUAUUAGUUCAAUAAAAUGAAGUACAGUAA